CUUCUGAUUAGACUUUAUGAGAAGUAAAAAGCCAACAGAAAUCAAGUCUACGUAAAGAUGAGUGCUCAAAAAGUCAUCACCUUCAUCACUGGAAACGCUAAAAAGUUAGAAGAGGUGACUGCAAUACUUGGUAAAGACUUUCCCUUUAUGAUUGAAGCUCAUAAAGUUGAUCUUCCAGAAUUACAAGGAGAGCCAGAAGACAUAGCAAGACAAAAAUGUUUACUAGCUGCUGAAAAAAUGAAUUUUGGACCGGUGAUAGUGGAAGAUACUUGUCUCUGUUACAACGCACUCAAUGGUCUGCCUGGUCCCUACAUAAAGUGGUUUUUAGACAAGUGUGGCAGAGAAGGUUUGUACAAAUUAUUGGCUGGUUACGAGGACAAGUCUGCUUUUGCUCUCUGUACUUUCGCUUACUACGAUCCGGACAAGAAAGAGGCGGUUAUCUUCGAGGGGAAAUGUCAUGGAAAGAUUGUUCCCCCGAGAGGCCCGGAUUAUUUUGGCUGGGACCCAGUCUUUCAGCCUGACGGCUAUGAUGUGACUUACGCUGAAAUGGAUAAGAAGAUAAAGAACACCAUUUCCCAUCGUUUCAAUGCUCUGUUAGCUAUGAAGAAUUAUUUCUUGGAGAAUGGAAACUUAGGAUCGUAGGACUUGAAGUUAUUUUUAAUUCGUUUAUUUUAAUUGUAGUCCAUUCUAACAUCCGCUUCUUUACAUUUUCAAUUUUAUCGGUUUUAGAAGCCAAGAUAACAAUAGAAAUUCUUAAUUAAAUUGCUUACUUUUAGCCGCUGUUUUUAUAUUCUAAAAUAAUUUAUUGAAUUUUGGUUUCAUUUUCUUCAGUUUUA
Molecule: messenger RNA, 836 nt
Organism: Bolinopsis microptera
Lineage: Eukaryota; Metazoa; Ctenophora; Tentaculata; Lobata; Bolinopsidae
Exons: 6
Coding region: 58-642 (194 amino acids)
Biological process (GO): nucleoside triphosphate catabolic process
Cellular component (GO): cytoplasm
Molecular function (GO): nucleoside triphosphate diphosphatase activity
Source: RefSeq, a predicted model, not a curated record